GUGUGGGUGAUGAUGUUGUGUUUGUGUGUGUGUAUUUUUGUUGUGUCGUCACAGCGCCUGGCCUCCGUGGGACUGGACGCGAAGAACACCUUGUGCGUGUGGGACUGGAGGGGCGGACGAGUCCUCGCCACAGCCACCGGCCACUCGGACAGAAUCUUUGACGUGGCCUGGGAUCCGCUUGUGUCCGCCCGAUUGGUCAGCUGUGGCGUCAAACACAUCAAGUUCUGGACUCUGUGUGGAAACGCUCUGACACCCAAGAGGGGAAUCUUCGGGAAGGCGGGUGACCUUCAGACCAUCUUGUGUGUGGCCACCGCCAAGGAGCAAACCACCUACUCAGGCGCGCUCAAUGGCGACGUGUAUGUGUGGCGCGGAAUCUCCCUGGUCAGGACCAUCCAGGCGGCACACGGAGCGGGAAUCUUCAGCAUGCACGCCUGUGAAGAAGGUUUUGCCACCGGAGGACGAGACGGUUGUGUGCGACUGUGGGACGUCGACUUCAAGCCCAUAACCAAAAUCGAUCUUCGUGAAGCCGAGCAGGGAUACAAAGGUCUGUCCAUCCGAAGCGUCUGCUGGAAGGCUGACCGCAUCCUGGCAGGCACACAGGACAGCGAGAUUUUUGAGGUCAUGGUCCGGGACCGGGACAAACCGGUUCUGCUGAUGCAAGGUCACAGCGAGGGGGAACUGUGGGCACUGGACCUUCAUCCCAAGCAGCCAGUCGCUGCUACCGGAAGCGAUGACCGCUCUGUCAGGCUCUGGAGUCUGCCGGACCGAACCCUGCUGGCUCGCUGUAAUAUGGAAGAAUCGGUGCGCAGCGUUUCCUUCAACAACGACGGAUCUCAGCUGGCUCUGGGAAUGAAGGAUGGCUCCUUCACGGUCCUGCGAGUCAGGGACAUGACGGAGGUGGUGCACAUUAAGGACAGGAAGGAGGUGAUACACGAGCUCAAGUUCUCACCAGACGGCUCCUUGUUGGCGGUGGGCUCCAAUGAUGGUGUGGUGGACGUCUACGCUGUCGCCCAACGCUUUAAAAAAGUGGGCGAGUGCGGCCACUCUACCUCCUUCAUCACACACCUGGACUGGUCCGUGGACUCCCGUUUCCUGCAGACUAACGACGGCGCCGGAGAGCGCCUCUUUUUCCGGAUGCCAGGUAAAGUGCUGUCCAAAGAAGAGGCCAAGGGUAUCCACUGGAUGACGUGGACGGGUGUUCUGGGGCCAGAGGUUAACAGCAUCUGGCCUAAAUACUCCAACGUCACCACCGUCAACUCUGUGGACGCCAACUACAGCAGCGCCGUGCUGGUGACUGGCGAUGACCUCGGCCUCGUAAAACUCUUCAGGUUCCCGUGUCUCAAGAAAGGUGCCAAGUUCAAGAAGUACAUCGGCCAUUCUGCACAUGUGACCAACGUGCGAUGGUCUAAGGAUCUUCAGUGGGUCGUCAGCACCGGCGGGGCCGAUCACGCCGUCUUCCAGUGGCGCUUCCUGCCUGAGGGUGUCAUGAACGGUGUCCUGGAACCCCUCCUCCAAGAGGGUUACGCCGACUCCAACAGCGGCGACUCAGACUCUGACGUGUCCGACGUGCCAGAGAUCGACUCGGACAUCGAACAGGAAUCUCAGCACAACUACGAGCGUCAGGUGUAUAAGGACGACCUCCCGCAGCUGCGGAGGAAGCUGAUUGGUUCUCUGAAGAGGCAAAAAGCACCGGAGGAGGGGCUCAGCCUGCAAUUUGUUCAUGGGUACCGUGGCUUCGACUGCCGUAACAACCUGUUCUACAGCCAGGGCGGGGAGGUGGUCUACCAUGUGGCUGCGGUGGCUGUGGUCUACAACCGCCUGCAGCACAGUCAGAGGUUCUAUCAGGGCCACGAUGACGACAUCCUCAGCCUCACCCUGCACCCGCUGAAAGAUUACGCCGCCACCGGCCAGGUGGGCCGGGACCCGGCCGUCCACGUCUGGGACAUCUCAACUCUUAAAUGCCUGUCGCUGCUCAAAGGUCACCACAGCAAAGGAGUUAGUGCGCUGGACUUCACAGCUGACGGAAAGAGCCUGGUGUCUGUGGGAAUGGACGACUUUCACUCCAUCGUCAUCUGGGACUGGAAGAAAGGUGAACGACUGGCUAAGAGCAGGGGCCACAAGGACAAGAUCUUUGUGGUGAAGAGCAACCCCUUCAGGAUGGACAAGCUGGUGACCUUAGGGAUGAAACACAUCAAGUUCUGGCAGCACUCAGGAGGCGGUCUGACAUUCAAACGUGGAAUUUGCGGGAACCUGGGCAAGCAGGAGACCAUGAUGUCUGCGUGUUACGGUCGCUCAGAGGACUUUGUCUUCUCGGGCGCCACCAACGGUGACGUUUACAUCUGGAGAGAAACCACGCUUGUGAAGACGGUCAAGGCCCACGACGGUCCCGUGUUCGCCAUGUGCUCCCUGGAUAAGGGUUUCGUGACGGGCGGGAAGGACGGUGUGGUGGAACUCUGGGAUGACACGUUCGAAAGAUGUCUGAAGACCUACGCUAUCAAGAGAGCACUCCUGUCGCCGUCCUCCAAAGGACUGCUGCUGGAAGACAACCCGUCCAUCAGAGCCAUCACCCUGGGUCACGGCCACAUCCUGGUGGGGACCAAGAAUGGAGAAGUUCUGGAGAUCGACAAGAGCGGUCCGAUGACGCUACUGGUCCAGGGCCACAUGGAGGGUGAGGUCUGGGGUUUAGCAGCUCACCCGCUACUUCCUGUCUGCGCCACCGUCGGCGAUGACAAAACGCUGAGAAUGUGGGAACUUUCUGCCAACCACCGCAUGGUUGCCGUGCGCAAGCUCAAAAAAGGUGGACGCUGCUGCGCCUUUUCUCCGGACGGCAAAGCGCUGGCGGUGGGUCUGAAUGACGGCAGCUUCCUGGUGGUCAACGCCGACACCUUGGAGGACAUGGUGACGUUCCACCACCGGAAGGAGCUGGUCUCCGACAUCCGCUUCUCCCAAGGCGCAGGGAAGUACCUGGCUGUGGCGUCCCAGGAUUCCUUCGUGGACAUCUACAACGUGCUGACCAGCAAGAGAGUCGGCAUCUGCAAAGGAAUCAGAAGCUUCGUCACGCACAUGGACUGGGAUGCUCGAGGAAAACUUCUGCAGGUCAACACAGGAAGCAAGGAGCAACUGUUUUUUGAGGCUCCUCGAGGACGCAGACAGAGCAUCAGCGACGUGGAGUUUGACAAGCUGGACUGGGCCAGCUGGACUUCAGUUCUGGGUCCCAGCUGUCAGGGAAUUUGGCCAACCUACGGUUUUGUGAACGCCGCAUCGCGCACCAAGGACGGUAAAGUGCUCGCCACCGGGGACGACUUUGGCUUCCUGAAACUCUUCAGUUUCCCCUGCAGGGGUCAGUUUGCCAGGUCCAAGAAGUACGUUGCCCACAGCGCCAACGUGACCAAUGUGCGCUGGGCCAAUGACGACGCCACGCUGCUGUCUGUGGGCGGAGCCGACACAGCGCUGAUGAUCUGGACCAGAGAGGCGGGUCACAAGGAGAACAAGGCGGUGGACAGUGAAGAAUCUGACGAUGACGUGGAGGAAGACGGAGGCUACGACAGCGACGUGGCGCGGGAGAAGGCGGUGGACUACGUGACCAAGGUCUACUCUGCCAGCAUUAGGAAGAUGACGGGAACUAAACCUCAUCUGCAGCACAAGGAACUUCCUGUCGACGAAAGACCUGUGGUGAGUCGAGCAACACCACUGCCUGAGAAACUUGCCAAGAGCAACGUGAUCAAGACAAAGAAAGGGGUAGAAGAACUGCAGCUGGAACACGUGUUUGGCUACCGAGGCUUCGACUGUCGCAACAACCUGCAUUACCUCAACGAGGGCGCUGACAUGGUCUUCCACACGGCGGCCGUCGUGGUGAUCCAGAACCUUUCUUCCGGAAGGCAAAGUUUUUACCUGGAGCACACGGACGACAUCCUGUGCCUGACCGUCAACCAGCACCCCAAGUACCACAACGUCAUCGCCACGGGACAGAUGGGUGACAUCACGGACCUGCCAGCAGGCCUGGCCCCCUGCAUCCACGUGUGGGACGCCACCAGCAAGCAGACCCUGUCCGUCCUGCGCUGCUCCCACGCUAAAGGUGUGGGCUACGUCAACUUUAGCGCCACCGGCAAACUUCUGCUGUCUGUGGGGGUGGAGCCUGAGCAUGUGAUCACCGUAUGGCGCUGGCAGGAAGGUACCAGGAUCACCAGCACAGGCGGCCACCCCGAGCGCAUCUUUGUGGUGGAGUUCAGACCGGACUCGGACACACACUUUGUGUCGGUGGGAAUCAAACACAUCAAGUUCUGGACUCUGGUGGGAGGCUCCCUUCUGUACAAGAAAGGUGUGGUGGGCUCGGUGGAGGACGGACGCACGCAGACCAUGUUGUCCGUGGCCUUUGGCGCUAACCACCUGACCUUUAGUGGCGCCAUCAAUGGGGACGUGUACGUGUGGCGAGAACACUUCCUGGUCCGGGUGGUGGCCAAGGCGCACGGUGGUCCGGUGUUCAGCAUGUACACCACGCUGCGGGACGGACUCAUCGUCACCGGUGGAAAGGAACGUCCGACCAAGGAAGGCGGUGCGGUCAAACUGUGGGACCAGGAGAUGAAGCGAUGUCGAGCCUUCCAGUUGGAGAGUGGCCAGCCCGUGGAGAACGUGCGGUCUGUCUGCAGGGCCAAGGGUAAAAUCUUGGUGGGAACCAAAGACGGAGAGAUCCUGGAGGUGGGAGAGAAGAACGCCGCCUCCAACACCAUGAUCAACGGACACACGCAAGGAAGCAUCUGGGGUCUGUCUGCUCACCCUUUCAAAGACGUCUUCAUCUCCGCCAGCGAUGACGGGACCGUCCGCAUCUGGGACCUGGCCGACAAGAAACUGCUGAACAAGGUAACGCUGGGACAUCCUGCCAAGUGCGUGGCCUACAGUCCCAACGGGGACAUGGUGUCCAUCGGCAUGGACAACGGAGAGUUCAUCAUCCUGUCGGUCAACUCGCUCAGCGUGUGGAGCAAGAAGAGAGACCGCAGUGUGGCCAUCCAGGAUGUUCGUUUCAGUCCAGAUAGCCACCUUCUUGCAGUGGGUUCUCUCGAAGGCGCUGUGGACUUCUAUGACCUGUCUCUGGGACCGUCUCUCAACCGCAUCGGUUCCUGCAAGGACAUCCCGGGCUCGGUCCUCCAGAUGGACUUCUCUGCCGACAGCAAACACAUUCAGGUGUCCAGCAGCACCUACACUCGACAGGUCCACCAGGUUCCUUCAGGGAAGAUCGUGGCUGAGCCCUCCACCAUUGACAGGAUCACUUGGGCCACCUGGACCAGCAUCAUGGCCGAGGAGGUUCUGGGAGUUUGGCCUCGGAACGCCGACAAGGCGGAUGUCAACUGUGCCUGUGUGUCGCACGCCGGCCUCAACCUGGUGACCGGAGACGACUUUGGCCUCAUCAAGCUCUUCGACUUCCCGUGCUCCGACAAAUUUGCCAAACACAAGCGCUACUUUGCUCACUCGGCUCACGUCACCAACCUCAGGUUCUCCUGCGACGACAAGUUCAUCAUCAGCGCCGGCGGGAGUGACUGCAGUCUGCUGGUGUGGAAAUGUCUAUGAAGUCUUUCACCUUAGCUUGCUUCCUGUCUUUCACCUUAGCUUGCUUCCUGUCUUUCACCUUUGCUUACUUCCUGUCUUUCACCUUAGCUUCCUUUCUGUCUUUUACCUUAGCUUACUUCCUGAUUUUUACCUUAGCUUACUUCCUGUCUUUCACCUUAGCUUACUUCCUGUCUUUCACCUUAGCUUCCUUUCUGUCUUUCACCUUAGCUUACUUCCUGUCUUUCACCUUAGCUUACUUCCUGUCUUUCACCUUUGCUUACUUCCUGUCUUUCACCUUAGCUUCCUUUCUGUCUUUUACCUUAGCUUACUUCCUGAUUUUUACCUUAGCUUACUUCCUGUCUUUCACCUUGCUUCCUUUCUGUCUUUCACCUUAGCUUACUUCCUGUCUUUCACCUUAGCUUACUUCCUGUCUUUCACCUUAGCUUCCUUUCUGUCUUUUACCUUAGCUUACUUCCUGAUUUUUACCUUAGCUUACUUCCUGUCUUUCACCUUGCUUCCUUUCUGUCAUUCACCUUAGCUUACUUCCUGUCUUUCACCUUAGCUUACUUCCUGUCUUUCACCUUUGCUUACUUCCUGUCUUUCACCUUAGCUUCCUUUCUGUCUUUUACCUUAGCUUACUUCCUGAUUUUUACCUUAGCUUACUUCCUGUCUUUCACCUUGCUUCCUUUCUGUCUUUCACCUUAGCUUACUUCCUGUCUUUCACCUUAGCUUACUUCCUGUCUUUCACCUUAGCUUCCUUUCUGUCUUUUACCUUAGCUUACUUCCUGAUUUUUACCUUAGCUUACUUCCUGUCUUUCACCUUGCUUCCUUUCUGUCAUUCACCUUAGCUUACUUCCUGUCUUUCACCUUAGCUUACUUCCUGUCUUUCACCUUUGCUUACUUCCUGUCUUUCACCUUAGCUUCCUUUCUGUCUUUUACCAUAGCUUACUUCCUGAUUUUUACCUUAGCUUACUUCCUGUCUUUCACCUUGCUUCCUUUCUGUCUUUCACCUUAGCUUACUUCCUGUCUUUCACCUUUGCUUACUUCCUGUCUUUCACCUUAGCUUCCUUUCUGUCUUUUACCUUAGCUUACUUCCUGUCUUUCA
Messenger RNA from Nerophis ophidion (straightnose pipefish), 6646 nucleotides. Its product is annotated as echinoderm microtubule-associated protein-like 6. The coding region runs from base 10 to 5562 and encodes 1850 amino acids. The record is from RefSeq and is a predicted model, not a curated record. Lineage: Eukaryota; Metazoa; Chordata; Actinopteri; Syngnathiformes; Syngnathidae. Gene Ontology annotation, molecular function: microtubule binding. The transcript has 40 exons.